This is a messenger RNA of Plectropomus leopardus (leopard coralgrouper), 284 nucleotides long. The record is from RefSeq and is a predicted model, not a curated record. Lineage: Eukaryota; Metazoa; Chordata; Actinopteri; Perciformes; Serranidae.
GCCUGGUGUACGACUCUCUGAUGCAGAAGCAUCAGUGUAUGUGUGGGAACACCAACAGUCACCCCGAACACGCCGGCCGCAUUCAGAGCAUCUGGUCCCGGCUGCAGGAGACUGGACUCCGAGCACAGUGUGAGUGUAUCCGUGGGAGGAAGGCCACUCUGGAAGAGCUGCAGACGGUUCACUCUGAAGCCCACGUCCUGCUGUACGGAACCAACCCUCUCCGACAGAAACUUGAUUGUUCAAUCACCCCCAUGUUUGUACGGCUACCGUGUGGAGGGGUGGGG